AUGUCGUGGUUAUUUGGUUAUAAAAAACCGGUAUCGAAUGUUCCACCCCAAGGUUUCGGUGGUAGUGGAGAUUCAUCAUCAUCUUCAUCGAAUAAUAAUGAGAAUGGAAAAUCGUCAGGAAUCAAUACUGAUUCUAAAGGUUUCGCUGGUCAUGAAUCUAUCUAUAAAUUUGAUUCGAGUGCUCUUGAACGAGCAGCCAAAGCAGCGAAAGAACUUGAACGUUCACAAUAUGCUAAUCAAGCAUUUGAUGUUGUUAAAAUGCAAGAACAAACGAAACAACUUGAAAUACAAAAAGAAAUGAAAGAAUAUUCUCAACAUGAAGAAGAAAUUCGUUUUAAACAUCAACAACAAUUAAAUGAAGAAAAACGACGAAUGAUGAAUGAAGAAACUCAUCAUCAAAAUGAAAGAGCAAAAUUUCAAGAUCAAUUAGCACGUAAACGAAUGCAAGAUCAAGCUGGUGAACAAGCUCGUUUACAAGAUGAAGAACGUCGUCGACAAGAAGAUUCUGUUCGAAAGCAAGAAGAAAUGAAACAACGUUCAAUUGAAUAUGCUGAACAAGUUCGUCAUCAAUAUGAAAUGAAGCGACUUGAAGCUGAAUUAAAAGGCAAAGCACAAAUCGAACGAGAAAAUCGUGAAAUUUAUUUAGAACAAAUUAAACUUAAAGCCGAAGAACAACGUAAAACUGUUCUUGAAAGUAUUAAAACAGCAGGUACUGUUGUUGGAACUGGUAUAACAACUUUACUUGAAAAUCCAAGUAAAAUUCUUAUGGCUACUGGUGGUAUUACUUUAUUAGCUCUUGGUGUUUAUUCAGCACGUGGUGCAACUCAAACAGCUGUUAAAUAUCUUGAUUCACGUCUUGGUAAACCAUCAUUGAUACGUGAAACAUCUCGAAUAACAUUACUUACUGCACUUCGUUCACCAAUAAAAACAGCGCGACGUUAUUUUUUUAGUAAAGCUGAAGAUUCAUUACAAGGUGUAGUACUUGAUCCAACACUUGAAUCACGUUUACGUGAAAUAGCUAUUGCAACACGAUUUACAAAACGAAAUUAUGGUCUAUUUAGAAAUUUACUUAUGCAUGGACCACCGGGUACAGGAAAAACUCUAUUUGCUAAAAAAUUAGCAGAUCAUUCUGGUCUUGAUUAUGCAAUAAUGACAGGUGGUGAUGUAGCUCCAUUAGGUCGUGAAGCAGUUACAGCAAUACAUAAAGUAUUUGAUUGGUCACAAACAAGUCGUCGUGGUCUUUUGUUAUUUAUUGAUGAAGCUGAUGCAUUUUUAAGAAAACGCGCAACAGAAAAAAUUGGAGAAGAUAUGCGUGCAGCACUCAAUGCAUUUCUUUAUCGAACUGGUGAACAAUCUAGUCGGAUUGUCUUUCAAGCUUUUGAAGUUAUUGAAGAUCGACGAUUAUGUUUUUAUGUGAAAGAUGUAUUUAAAACAACACAAAUAUGUAAUAAUGAACAAUUUCCAUUUGUAUAUCAUCAUAUUGGAUCAUGUAUAAUAUCUAUUGAACCGGAAUUCACUUGGAUAUUAGUUAAAUAUAAUAUUCGAAUUGAAAAAUAUAAGAAAAUUACAAAGAUUAAUAAAAUAACUUUCAAUGAUAAUCAUAUGGUAUUAAUGCCACCAAGAACAAUUCAUCCAUUUAUUCAUAUUGAAUGGUCAGUUUCUAUGGAUAAUAGUUCGAUAAUUAUUUUUGAUAUUGAAAAUUUCAAUAGAAAUAUACCAGCUGAAUUAAUUAUUCGUCAAGAUGAAAAUAUUACUCAAACAUAUUUAUUAGAUACAAUAUCAUUAACUCGUUUUUGUUAUGUUUUAUUUUCUUUAAAAUCUUCAUUUCAAAUUAUUUAUAAAUCAUUAUCAUUAUCAAUUUAUAAUCAAAAACGUUCAUUUCGUCUUAAUCUAUAUAAAAUAUCAAAAACAUAUUUUCAUAUUCGAGAUUUUUAUUAUAUUUCAUGGAAACAAAAUCAAUCAGAUUUUAAAUGGACUAUUGAUGGACAAUAUAACAAUUCAAUAUUUUUAACACAUUUAGUUUCUUCAAGUAAUAAUUUAUUAGUUGAAACAACAGCAAAUGUUAAUAUCUCAAUGAAUAAUUCAUCAAUAUAUAUUCCUAGUUCAAAUUUUGUUAUGCGUUAUAAACCACAAAAUAAAUCGAUUAAUUCAGAUUUUAUUCUAAUUCUUUAUGAACAACAAGAAAACAAAUCUAAUAAAAAUAUAAUCUUAAAUAAAACUGCCGAUAUACUUGAAACAAAUAAUUAUGCUUCAUACAAUAUUCAUAUAUCGUCAAAAACUUUUUAUUUAAUUGAUUUUAUUAUAAUCAAUGCAGAUAAUGGUACACUUAUUCGUUUAUAUGAUUUAAACGUCAAUCAUAGUGAUUAUUUUUUAUUGAAUUCAUCUUUGAUAAUAACAAAAGGAUUAUCGUCUCUUAUUGGUUUACGUUUUUCAAUUAGAAGUUUAAAAAUUAAAAUAGAAUUAGAAUCAUUAACAAAAAAUCCAAUAAAAUUACGUUAUAAAAUUCGAACUACAUUACUUAAAAAUGAGAAUUUUCAUCAUUGUUUCAUAAUCGACACAAACUCAUAUAAAAAUAAUAAAAGUCAAACGUACAAUGAAUCAUGUUCUAACUGGUUUGAUCAUAUAUCAACGUCAAUGAAUAAUACAAAAAUCCAUCAUUUAUGGCCAUAUGCAUUUCAUGGUAGCGUAACAUUGAUUAUUGAAAAUACGACAAUUGAAAAUUUUGAAAAAGCAAUUUAUCGUAAUUUACGUCAAAGCAUAGCAAAAAUUAUACGUAAAUUUUGUUUAAAACAUCAAGAACAUUGUUUAAGUGAAGACACAGAUUCGAUUAGAACUGAUCAUGUUAUUAUACAAAGUUAUGAAGAACAAUUAGAUAAUCAUCAUUUAUAUGUAUCAAUUUUUAUAAAAGACCCUUAUCGUCAAACAAUAGCUUUAACAAAUGAUCAAUUUUUACUUGCACUAAAACAUAAUCAACAAGAAAUUUAUCAAGAUAUAAAACAUCAUAUUAAUUUACCGUCAAAUAUUUUAGAACAAAAUUCAUUAGAUUCAAUUUGGUUAUAUGGUGUUUGUUUACUUGCUUUAAUUGUGCUUAUCGUUGUUGUUCUUAUGCUAAUUACUAUUUUUAUGAGAAGAACAUCUCAAUCAAUAACUAAAAUCAAUAAAAAUAAACGUAUAAAAAAACCUAAACAAACCAUUUCAACUAAAAACAAUGAUAGUUUUUUAAUUUCAUAUCCAAUACAACAAUUAACUAAUGAAGAUGAUGAACAGAAUUUAUCGACAUGUAUUAAUGAAACUGUUAGUUUACAAGCAGCAAAUACAAAUUUUAUAGAAAAUUUAUCUCCAUCAACAACAUCAUAUCAUCAUGGUCCAACAAGUCGUACAUCAUAUUUUAAUAGUAAUAUUGAAACAAUUAUGAAAGAACGUUUUCAUGAUGAUGAACCAAUACCAUUUAUUGAUGAUAAUCUUUCUAUUACACAUAGUAGAAAGAGUAGUGUUUGUUGGAGUGAUAAAACAAGUUUAAGUAGUCGAUUUAGUUUCGCAUGGAAAUUAAAUAGAAUACGUUCGACAGCACAAAAUCGUUCAAUAUUAUCAAAUGAAAAAGAAAAACGACGAUAUCAUCAUCGAACUAUUCGAUAUACUCAACCAUCAUCACCAGAAAAUUAG
Rotaria sp. Silwood2 is the source of this 3663-nucleotide messenger RNA. The record is from the annotation of a GenBank genome assembly. Lineage: Eukaryota; Metazoa; Rotifera; Eurotatoria; Philodinida; Philodinidae.